Ricinus communis (castor bean) is the source of this 3925-nucleotide messenger RNA. Its product is annotated as histidine kinase CKI1. Gene Ontology annotation, cellular component: nucleus. The record is from RefSeq and is a predicted model, not a curated record. Gene Ontology annotation, molecular function: phosphorelay sensor kinase activity. Bases 441 to 3746 code for a protein of 1101 amino acids. Gene Ontology annotation, biological process: phosphorelay signal transduction system; phosphorylation. The transcript has 8 exons. NCBI's taxonomy places the organism in Eukaryota, Viridiplantae, Streptophyta, Magnoliopsida, Malpighiales, Euphorbiaceae.
AGUGUUGUCAAACCCAAUAUUAAUCCAAAUGUAAUUCUCUUUUAUUUGUAUUUAUAUAUUAAUUAAAUAAUUUUAGACUGAAUUAUGCCUACUUGAUAAUGAUUAUAGAGUUCAUUCGUUUGUUUUUAUUUAUUUAAUCAAAUAAAAAGUGGAUGGAGAUUUUGUUUUUCUAUAAUUCCUAGUUUCUCUCUUUGAUUUCAACUAAAACAAUAUCUUGCAUGGAUACUCAGUUCUAAACUUCUGCCAUGGUAACCUUACUAUGAUGUUUUCAAACUCCUAUAAUCAAGAAUUUUGUUUUUUGAUUCUCAGACUAAAAUCUAAAUGCCAUUCCACUAUCUCUUUCAUUUUUUCAAAUUAUAUAUAAAUAAUGAUUCUUUCUUUGAAUCUUCUCAGGUCUUUUUAUAAUCAAUGAACAUCCCUUAGUUCACUUUCCAUCCUCAAUGUUUCCUUGGCUUCUGCAGCAAUCGAGUCGACAUUACAGAAUCUUAGCCAUGGCGUUGAAGUUCAAUUUCAGGACUUUAGGCCAGUUAAAAGCAGUCUUGAGGACCACUUACUUUUGCAUCAUUCUAGCAUUUUCCAUUUUCAUAAUGGCAUUAUUAUUCUCAAUGAAUAAACAAACCAAAGAUCGUGUGAUAUUUGAAUCAGACACAGCUCACAACAAAUCUUUUGCGAAGAUUGAGAUGACUGCAGGGCUGCUGUAUUAUCUGAAUUCUUCAGCAUCAAAUUUAGCCAGGGCUUUAAGUUCGUCUCUGAACGGCACUCAACUGUCAUUCGGUGAAAUUGCAUCAAAGGUUGCGCCCACAUUGUUUUUAGCGCUUUCUGCAGUUCCACAACUAUCACAAGUUUCAUAUAUUGGAUUAGAUGGUCUGGUUUUCUCAUUUUACAAUGACGAAGAUCAAACACUUGCAGUAUACUCCAACACUAGUUCAUAUUCUUCAUCCUGGUUUACAGUACCAGUAAAUCGCGACAACGGGCAGUUAUAUGGAGAUGCAGUUGCCUGCGAAACUAUGUUAACAAUAAAUGCUAGCUGGUUCGAGAAGGCCAAGAAUAGCACAAGUGGGUACUCCUCUAUAGGUACUGGAUGGAACAAGGCUCAGGAUAGCUUAUUUCUUAAUACUGCUGCUAUGGAUGGAAGAGGUGUUAUAUCACUUGGUUUUCCAACAAAAGCAAUCAUUGAUAAUUUCUCGGCACUCGAUUUCCAUGGAGGGUAUUUUCACCUGGGCACAGUGGAUGGACAGGUGAUUAUGCAGACAAUUCCCCCAGACACCCAAAUAGAUAUGCUGAACGGCUCCGUCACAGUGCAAAUUUUUAAUCCAAAUGGUGGAAAAAUGGGUCAGGACAAUUUAUCAUGCUUCUCUGUUGAUGGAAAAUUGAGACCACUUCAUGGAAAGAUUGUGGGAAACAGAUAUAUUUUUUAUUGCUCUAACCUCUAUAUUGCUGGAGUCCAAUCGGUGUAUGUACUGGCAUAUCCCAGAGAUGGGUUGGUGAAUCUUGUGCAGAGAAACAUCAAGCUAUCAACAAUACUACUAGCAUUAGUGUUUGUUUUCAUUUUUACCUCUUUUUUAAUCUACAUGGUCAUGACUGUAAGAGCAACAAAGAGAGAAAUGUUUUUAUGUGCUGCCCUAAUAAAGCAAACAGAAGCAACUCAACAAGCAGAGCGCAAGAGUAUGAAUAAAACUAAGGCCUACGCUGGUGCAAACCAUGAUGUGCGUGCCUCUUUGGCGGCCAUUACAGGUUUGAUAGAGCUUUGUCAAGAUGAUGUUAAAUCAGGCUCCGAGUUAGCAACAAACUUGGAUCAAAUGCAAAAUUGUACGAGGGAUCUCCUAGAAAUAUUGAACUCAGUUCUGGAUAUGAGUAAAAUUGAAGCUGGGAAAACAUCACUUGAAAUAGAAGAAUUCAACCUGGCUCAACUGCUUGAAGAUGUAGUUGGUAUGUAUUAUCCUUUGGGUAUGAAGAAAUGUGUAGACAUUGUGCUAGAUCCUUGUGAUGCCUCUAAACUACCUGACGUCAGGGGCGAUCGGAUAAAACUUAAACAGAUCUUGUGCAACCUGCUCAGUAAUGCCAUAAAAUUUACAUCAGCGGGUCAUGUUUCGGUCCGUGCUGUGGUCAAGAAAAAGAAUAUUGAAAAAGAGAUUAUUGCUUCUAGCACGACUGCUUUGAAGUUUUUAUCAUGGAUGCGUCGCAGGAAUAAGGAUGCUUGUACUGAUCUUGAUGCCUUUCAUACUGUCAAAGAAAAUCCAAAUGAAAUGGAAUUCGAGUUUGAGGUGGAUGAUACAGGCCAGGGAAUUCCCAAAGAUAAGCAAACAUCUAUCUUUGAAGACUAUGUUCAAGUGAAGGAAACAGCUAUUGGACAAGAAGGCUGUGGUUUGGGACUUGGCAUUGUUCAAUCUUUGGUACGUGUAAUGAAAGGAGAAUUAACAAUUAUUGAGAAAGAGCCUGGAGAAAGAGGUACUUGCUUCAGAUUUAAUGUUUUUCUUUCCACGUGUGAAUCUGAAUCUUUUAGUACUGAAGAAAGUCGACCCUCCAGUAGAUUUCAUCAGCAUUUUCAGUUCAUGUCACCUAAAUCGGAAGGAUCUCAUAUGAUAUUAUUUAUCAAAGGCGAUGAGAGGAGGAGAGUUUUAAAGAGGUACAUUGAGAGCUUGAACAUAAAGGUGACCAUCAUUAAGCAUGGAAGAUACUUUCGUUCUGAGCUGGAGAAAAUAAAGCGUAGAUUGGACCUUUCUUAUUUCGCUUCAGGAAAAACAGAUUCCAGUUCGGUUGACUACUUGAGUGCAUCUACAUCCAGUCAUUCAGAUCCAGAAGCAAACAGUAAGCGUCUCAGCAUUAAGGACGGAGCUGACUCUGGUCUGCCGCAAUUUAAGAAGACCAACUCCAAAAGUUCAUCUGGGAUCAUACUAUUUGUGAUUGAUUCCGAUGCUGUUAGCAGCUACCGUGAAUUUGAACACACUUUAGUCAGCUUCAGGAAAGAUAUUAUAAAAUCCUCAUGUAAAGUUGUGUGGCUAGACGAUCAAAUCUCACGUCAAGCAGGAUCUCAAGAGCAAGAUAGGCGGAUUUCAGAAGGCGAUUAUGUUACAUACAAACCUUUUCAUGGUUCACGUUUAACUCAAGUCCUAUCAUUGCUUCCUGAAAGAAAGGGUAAUCUCCAAUGCAACUUGCCAAAGUCUACGACAGGAUUAUCAAUUCAAGAACUCCGCACUUCUGUAGAUUUGAACCUUUCAAAUGUUUCGAGCUCCUCCACAUUCGAGAUAGACAUCACUUCCUCGUAUCAUCGCAGCUCAUUCCAGCAGGUAGUGAUGAAUAAACCCGAUGAAAAACACAAAGACAAACCUCUGAACGGGAAGAAAGUUCUAGUUGUUGAAGAUGCCGAGUUGCUUCGACGUAUAGUUACAACUACGCUGGGUAAACUUGGAGCAAAUGUUGAAGCGUGCACAAAUGGAGAAGAGGCUUUAACUCAAGUCUGCAAAGCUUUGAGCGAUCAAAAGAAGGAAGGAGACUCAAAAUCUAUACCUUAUGAUUAUAUUUUCAUGGACUGCGAGAUGCCAGUAAUGAAUGGAUAUGAAGCAACAAGAUUGAUAAGGAUAGAGGAGAGAAAACAUGAUGUUCAUAUUCCAAUCAUUGCAUUAACAGCCCACGCAAUGCCGGAGGAAGCAAGCAAGAGCAUUGAUGCCGGAAUGGAUUUCCAUUUGAAUAAACCUUUGCAAGUUGAUAAACUGUUGGGUGUAAUCCAAUCAAUUGGUAAUCAGUGAAGAAUUCCAACUUCAGUUUAGGUUUUAUUUUCUUUAAUUUCAUUCCUUUAUCAAAUAUGAUGUUAUAAGGCUGUCUUUGGGUAGGUAGAUAUUGUCCAUUUUCCUAGGGGGCAUUUACUUAAAUUCAUUCUAUUUGGUACAGCUUUUCUAAAUAAAGAUUAUGAUUAUUCUUUUUCUAA